CCUAUAUUUUGGUGCCCCACUACUGAGAUUGACCCUUCCACUUCAAGUUCUCUGUAACUUUUAUCUCUCACUGUAGAAAAUAAGCGACUCUUUUUUUUUUUCUUUUUUUUGGCUGAAAUCGCAACAGUAAACGUUAGAUGUUUCGUUUGCCGAUUUAAAAUCGCGAGAUCACUUGCGCGAUUGAGUUUAGGGCACACAUACCUAUGCUUUCGGUUAUCAUCUGUCCAUUCAGAACAAUGAUGUGAACACACUGAAUCGGCCUUUUAACGGAUUAAAACUCUGCCAGUGGUAUGGCAUUCACGUCUACGGAGGAAACUCAGAGGUCUACGGAGCAAAGUUGAAAAGGGUCAUUUGACUGAAGUGUGGAUCCUCCCUGUCAUGCUCACACACAGCCAUGGUAACUAAAGUAUCCCAGCGACUUUCUGAGUGAACGCAUCGUGCAAUGGGGACUCAGAGAAACGGCUUCAGCAAACGAGAGACUUUCAUUCUCUCUGUUGAUGUGGGAACAACCUCCAUCAGGUGCCAUGUGUACGAUAAGAGCGCCAGUAUCAGGGGGUCCUGCUCCGCGAAGGUGUCCUUACUUUAUCCUCAGCCUGGAUGGGUCGAGAUUGAACCUGAUGAUCUGUGGAAGGGCUUUGUGACUGUAGUCAAAGGAGCAGUUCAAGACGCUGGCUUACAGAUGUGCCAGAUGGAAAGUCUCGGGAUCUCAACCCAGAGGGCAACGUUCAUGACAUGGGACAGAAACACGGGGAAACCGUUUCAUAAUUUCAUCACCUGGCAGGACUUGAGGGCGGCCGAGUUGGUGAGAUCGUGGAACAGGUCCUGCACUAUGAAGACCGUACACGGCGUGAUGAAGACGCUGCACUUCCUCACCAGACAGAAGCGGUUCCUUGCCGCCAGCCUGGUAGUUUUUUCCACCCAGCAUGUGUCUCUGCGUCUUGUCUGGGCCUUGAACAAUAUCCCUCAGUUGCGGCAGGCGGUCGAAAACGGCUCCUGUUAUUUUGGGACCAUAGACACCUGGCUGCUGUACAAACUGACUAAAGGCCUGGUUCAUGCAACUGAUUACUCUAAUGCCAGUGCAACAGCAAUAUUUGAUUCCUAUCAGAUGUGCUGGAGUGGAUUUAUUUGCUCACUUCUCUCUAUACCUCUAUCCAUCCUCCCCAGGGUACAGAACACCAGUCAUAAAUUUGGCACAUGUGAUCCAUCCAUAUUCGGGGUGCCCAUCCCAAUCAUGUCUGUUAUGGCGGACCAACAAGCAGCCAUGUUUGGAGAAUGCUGUUUUGACAUUGGUGAUGUGAAAAUUACUAUGGGCACAGGGACUUUCAUGGACAUCAAUACAGGAAACAAACCACACACGUCUGUAGCCGGCCUUUAUCCUCUGGUGGGCUGGAAGAUCGGUGCUGAUGUUGUGUAUCUGGCUGAAGGUAAUGCCGCUGGAACAGGUGCUGCCAUUAAAUGGGCCCAGGAUCUUGAGCUCUUUUCUGAUGUGAUGGAGACUGAGGCCAUAGCCACUAGUGUGGAAGACUCAGACGGCGUGUAUUUUGUGCCUUCUUUCAGCGGCUUGCAGGCCCCUCUGAAUGAUCCUAAAGCUUGUGCCUCCUUCAUGGGCUUAAAACCAUCCACAACCAAGAGACAUCUAGUCCGAGCUAUUCUGGAGUCUAUAGUGUUCAGGAACAAGCAGCUCUUUGAAGUCAUGCUCAGAGAAACCCGUAUUCCUAUCACUAAAAUCAGGGCAGAUGGAGGUGUUUGCACCAAUAAUUUCAUCAUGCAACUCACAGCUGAUCUGUUGGGACGUAAAAUAGAACGUCCAAGCCACUUUGACAUGUCCUGCCUUGGAGCUGCUUUUGUUGCAGGACUAGGAACAGGCUACUGGAGGAGCCAAGAAGAGCUGAAGAAGCUUUUGACCACUGACCAACAUUUCCUUCCCCGGAGGAGUAAAGCAGACUGGGACAAGGGCAGUCCGUACAGAAGUGUACUGCAGGGCUGGGAGAGGGCUCUUCAGCGCUCUAUGCACUGGUACAGCCAGCCCUGAUUUCCCAGAAUACAAGCUGAUUCUGUAAACUCCUUGUUCAUGCGAACAGGUUUAGGGCGGUUCUCUCUCACACCGAGAAAACACUUGAAAUGUAUGAUUUCCAAUCUGGAUUUGGAAACUCGCUUAUCAACUUAGUUACAGUUUUGCCAAAUCACGAGGGAUUUUACAGAUUUACAUGUUGUUGGUGUAAAUCCAAGUCACCUAGCUGUGAAUCCAGUGGAAUUAUGAUGAUGAGGUGACAGGCUGCAGCACAAUUCUUAAUUCAGAAUAAGACCGAUGUAUUGUUAUGAUUUUGCCAAUCAAUACUUUAUUCAUUAGACACUAAAAACCAAUAAGUGCCACUAUCCAACUACUGUUUUUUAUAUAUAUAUAUAUAUAUAUAUAUAUAUAUAUAUAUAUAUAUAUAUAUAUAUAUAUAUAUAUAUAUAUAUAUAUAUAUAUAUAUAUAUAUAUAUAUAUAUAUAUGAAAAAAUUAAUUUAACUUGCUACGUGCCUUAAUGAGGUGCUUUUGUACAAGAGGUCAUCAGUGAGGUACCUCAGUUACUCAUCUCCCAAAAGAUGAUAUCUCACCCGAAAAGAGUAUUGUAAUUAUGUGUAAUUUGUGUUGUUUACAUAGAUGGGAGUUAAGAAAAAAUUACUGCUCUUUUUAUUUUUUUCAUCAUACACUGUUAACACACACUGCAUUCAUUGCAUGUAUGGUAAUUUAUACAAGCAUUUAUUAAUGCUGUUGAAAUUUUCAUGUAAUUUUAGUUGAUAUUUUUGUAUUGCAUAUAUAUAAAGACUUGGCAUUGUUUUUUUUUUGUUUUUUUUAAAUCCACUGUAUUUCAUAAUACAUAGAGAAUGCUGCACACAUGGGAAACUUGAUACCCUAAAGUACUAUAUUUUCUAAAGGAUUUUUUAUUAUUAUUAUUAUUUUUUUUGCUUUAUGAAUCCAACAUGCUACUUGUUUGUAUGCUAAACAUUAGCAGGGUCACAGUUUGCCACAUCAUACUAUCAACAGUGGCUAAUAAUAGCAUACAUUCAACUGUAGUAAAAAAUGAGUAACUGUGAAACGGUAUAAUAUCCUAGGCUUUUAUCAGGAUCUUAAUGAGUGAAUGGAGAGAAUAUUUGUAAAGAUAAAUGUAUUAAUAGGUUGUCCAAGAACUCUUAACAUUGUGCCAUGUUUCAUUGUCAGUAUGUAAAAUUAGUUGAUUUUGAUAAAUAUUCAGGUUCAAAUUGUAUGGAUUGUCAUGCAAAUAAAGCAAUGGUUUUCAUUGUGGGGUCAAUGACCUGAUAAACAUUGUAAAAUGCAUGGGUCUAAAAAUUUAAAGCAAUGUUUUAAUGAAAGUGAUGGGACUCCCUAUGUCUUAUAACUGAGUCUGCCGAACAAUGUUAUAAAAUAAUAAAGCCUUUCAAUAAAAAGCUGAA
Carassius gibelio (silver crucian carp) is the source of this 3439-nucleotide messenger RNA. RefSeq names its product putative glycerol kinase 5. Gene Ontology annotation, molecular function: glycerol kinase activity. NCBI's taxonomy places the organism in Eukaryota, Metazoa, Chordata, Actinopteri, Cypriniformes, Cyprinidae. The transcript has 16 exons. Gene Ontology annotation, cellular component: mitochondrion. Gene Ontology annotation, biological process: glycerol metabolic process; glycerol-3-phosphate biosynthetic process; triglyceride metabolic process. Bases 443 to 2032 code for a protein of 529 amino acids. The record is from RefSeq and is a predicted model, not a curated record.